GUGAACCCCGUGCUGUCUGGGCUGCACUUAAUUAAGGCGUCCACCAGACCUGCAUCCCUGACUAUCGUAUUUAAAAAAACGCUAUCAUAUCCCAGCCUGUCAGUGGAGCCUUUCCUGUCUUUGAGCCUAGUGAUGGUGUUAAAAUCACCUCCAAAGACAACCUGCCGGGACAUAAAAAGGAAAGGCUUAAUCCUUGUAAAGAGGCAUUUCCUAUCCCACUUGGUCUGGGGACCAUAGAUAUUAAUAAGCCUUAGCUUUUGCCCCUUCACAAGGACGUCUAAGACCAUACAUCUUCCAACCUCCACCUUGAUGACCCGCCGACACGUUACCAUGC
Staurois parvus is the source of this 334-nucleotide messenger RNA. NCBI's taxonomy places the organism in Eukaryota, Metazoa, Chordata, Amphibia, Anura, Ranidae. The record is from the annotation of a GenBank genome assembly.